Molecule: messenger RNA, 1647 nt
Organism: Theileria parva strain Muguga
Lineage: Eukaryota; Apicomplexa; Aconoidasida; Piroplasmida; Theileriidae
Product: SVSP family protein
Exons: 1
Coding region: 19-1605 (528 amino acids)
Source: RefSeq, a predicted model, not a curated record
UCUAUAUUCAUCAAAAUAAUGAAUUUAUGUGCAGUAUACAUAUAUGGAAUAAUAUUCAUAUUAGUUGGAUAUGUGUAUUCCGCGGAUAAUAAUAAUGAUCAAACUAGUGAAUCUGGAAUAAAAUAUAUAGAUGAUGGAAGUGAUGAGCAAGGCGAAAAUUUUCAGGUAACUGAAAGAUCUAUGAAACCUGAAGGAUCUGAAGAUGUUGAGGAAGUAAAAUCAGCUACUCCUCAACCAACUAUAAAGAUACUACGUAGACCACCCCAACAAAUAACUCAACCGACUAAGGAUAAAAAAACAGAACCUGAACCUAUAUUAUAUUACGUGCCUCAAUCUUUACAAUCACCUCAAACUUAUCAGUUAGUAUCAAUUCCACCUAUUCAACCUCCACCAGCGCCAGUUCCAGGAAAACCUUCAAAAUAUUAUGUACUAUCAGAAAAAACAAAUAUGUAUGGAGAACAUAUACCAAUUCCUGUUAGUUAUUUGGAGUAUAUACCAGUAAAACAACCUGUAAUCUAUUUUAUACCAGUUGGUGUAGCCCCUCCGUACUCUCCACAUCAAUCACCUUUCGUUACUUAUCCAGUUUUAACAACACAACCAAGUUCUCGACGUGGUGAAUCUCAACAUCCAAACCUCGAACCUCCAACUCUUAAGCCAAAUGUAGCACCCGGGAAAUACAAACAUCAAGUUGAUGAACCUAGGGUUCCCAGAAAAACUAUACAAAUAUUGCGCAGGCCGUCUCGACCUCAUGAACAGACUAAAGAUUCUACAACUCCAGAACCGCCUAAAACAGAUCAAGUAUCUGGAGAACAACCUUCACAACCUAGUGAUCAAAAGCCUCAACCUUCAGGUGAACCAAGUGAACCAUUACAACCUGAACGUAUUCCAGUCGAACUAGGAUCUGAUGAGGAGGAGUCUGAAGAUGAAGGAGAUAAAGAAGGAGCAGCUGGUGGAGAUGGUGGUGAAGGAGAUGAGGAAGAGGAGAUAUCAUCUAAAACAGAAGAAAUAUGUAAAGAAAUUGUAUUAUUUAAAAAAGAUUCUGAUGGUAACAUAAUACCAAUGACAGAAAAUGAUUACAAAAAAAUAAUAAGUACUGAAUAUGAAAACAAUUAUGAAUUUCUGGCAAAUCUUGAGGAAGUAAAGUGUGAUGGCGAAAGUGUUUAUAGUCACAUUGAUGGUAAAUUUUAUCCAUUAUCUUUAACAUAUAAAAAACCUAAUAAUUCAUUUAUCAUUGCUUUUGAAGAUUCAUUUCUCCGUAUCAAGAGGCGUAAAGGUGAGUGGAUGACAAAAUCAAAGAAAUUUAAGAAACAUCUUAAAAUAUACAUAAAAGAUGAAAAGGGAAAUGAAGUUGAAGGUGGUGAAGAAGAUGAUUUUUAUAGAAUAACUUUUAAUAAAGCUAUUAAGUAUAAGUUCAAGCCAGGUAAAAAAUGUAAUAAAAUUGUGUUUGGAGAUAAAUUAAUUUGGGAAAAAACACCUAGUGAUGAUUAUCCCAUUGGAUUUUCUAUCAACGAUAGAUUGAAUGUUGUAGUUUUUUUCGAAAAAUACUUUAAAACAUUUGCAAAACGUAGUCAAGGAUAUAGACUAAAAUAUACCCAAGGCAAAUAAAGUAUAUGCAUUGACAUAAUACAUUCAAUUUAAUGUGCAUAC